Messenger RNA from Purpureocillium lilacinum, 303 nucleotides. The record is from RefSeq and is a predicted model, not a curated record. Lineage: Eukaryota; Fungi; Ascomycota; Sordariomycetes; Hypocreales; Ophiocordycipitaceae.
AUGCCGCCCGGCAAGAGCCUGGUCACAGAGCCUCCAGGUCGAGUGGCUUGUUCGGUGGCUCUCGCGGUUGGCUUGGCCGCAGACGAGGGACGAGUCUGGGGCCGCCGUCUCAAGACUUUGGGGCGGGAACUUGUGUCGCGCGGUCUGCACUGGAAGAUGCACCCGGGGGUGGAAGCGCCAUGCAGCAAUACGCCGACGCUGAUGCAGAGUUUGGGAGCUGAUCGUCGUGGGAUGGGACGCGACUCGAGGGUGGCAGAUCUGACGACGCAGCAGAGCCGCAGCGUUUGGCCAAAGGGGUGUUGA